CUUUCCCAGGUCUGGCUGCUCUCGGCAGCAGGAACACCAGAAAUUGAGGUGGGGGAGGCAGCUGUUCCCUUCUCGCAAGAAUGUCCACCUUCCGCCAGGAGAGGGUUGAAGACCACUAUGACAUGGAGGAAGAGCUGGGCAGCGGCCAGUUCGCGAUUGUGCGGAAGUGCCGGGAGAAGAAAACCGGUUUGGAGUACGCCGCCAAGUUCAUCAAGAAGCGGCGUCUGUCCUCAAGCCGCCGCGGGGUGAGCCGCGAGGAGAUCCAGCGGGAAGUGAACAUCCUGCGGGAGAUCCAGCACCCCAACAUCAUCACCCUUCACGACAUUUUUGAGAACAAGACGGACGUGGUGCUGAUUCUGGAAUUGGUCUCGGGUGGCGAGCUGUUCGAUUUCCUGGCUGAGAAGGAAUCCUUGACGGAGGAAGAGGCUACCCAGUUCCUCAAGCAGAUCCUGGAUGGGGUCCAUUAUCUCCAUUCCAAACACAUUGCCCAUUUCGAUCUUAAGCCUGAAAAUAUCAUGCUCCUUGACAAAAAUGUCCCUAGUCCCCGAAUCAAGCUGAUUGAUUUUGGCAUCGCUCACAAGAUUGAGACAGGAAAUGAAUUUAAAAACAUCUUUGGCACUCCAGAAUUUGUAGCUCCGGAAAUAGUGAAUUAUGAACCUUUGGGCCUCGAGGCUGACAUGUGGAGCAUCGGAGUCAUCACUUACAUCCUCUUGAGCGGUGCCUCUCCAUUCUUGGGGGAGACGAAGCAGGAGACCUUGACCAACAUUUCUGCUGUGAAUUAUGACUUUGACGAGGAAUACUUCAGCAACACCAGUGAACUGGCCAAGGACUUUAUUCGGCGACUGCUCGUGAAGGACCCCAAGAAACGGAUGACGAUUGACCAAAGCCUGGAGCAUCCAUGGAUCAAGGUGAUCAAGAGGCGGAACGUCCGCAAUGAGGACAACGGGAAGAAGCCAGAGCGACGGCGCCUGAAGACCACGCGGCUGAAGGAAUAUACCAUCAAGUCGCACUCCAGCAUGCCGCCCAACAACACCUACGUCAACUUUGAGCGCUUCUCCAAAGUCAUGGAGGAGGUGGCGGUGGCCGAGGAGAGCCUGCGUGAGCUGCAGCAGAAUAAGAGGUCCUUCCGGGAGGACAUUGAGGCCCUGAGGUCCAUCUAUGAGGAGAAGGAGUUGUGGUACAAAGAAGAGAACGAGGCUAUCAGCCAGGACCUCCGGCAAAUCCAGCAGGAGAUGCAAAAGACGGAGGCCCUGAAGCGGCAGGCUCAGGAGGAGGCCAAGAGUACCUCGUUGGCAGCCAACAGGCUGAAACGGCACCUUCGGAAGCUGGAGAACCGCUACGAGGCCCUCGCCAAGCAGAUGGCCUCCGAGAUGAAGUUUGUCCAGGAGCUGGUCCGUUCGGUGGAGCUGGAGAAGCUGCAGGGUGGAGAAGAAGACUGUGGAAUUCGCUAAUGGGUCCCUUCUGGGGAGGUGGGGGAAGGCCAUGUCCUCGUCAGGGUCAGGUCUCCCCACUGUGUCUCCACUCACCCACCCUUCGGGAGGGCCAGAAAACCCACCGGCCUCUUCUCCCCACUGAAUUGCUUGGCCUGCUUCCAGAGUCCCACGUUCCAUCAUGCAGCGCUUCUGCCUGGACCCCACAGGGAGGACGAGUUCGUGCACGUCGGGAACUUUUCGCGUUCCUGAAGAUGGGACAGGACACUUAGGAAAUGCACGCCCGGCAUCUUCCCCUUUUCCCACUAGCUGACGCUUUGCAUUUCUUGAGAAUCCCAAACUUUUGAGGUGGCUCGGAAACCGUUACCCCAGAAAGAGAUUUCCUGCUGCAGAGGGCGAGGUAGAAGAUCGAUCCCUGUGGAUUUUGAUUUUGGGCGAACGCGAUCCACAGCCCACAGGGCGUGAUCUCCUCUCUGAACUCAGCUGCUCUGGGACAGCCCAUUCUCGGGAAUUGGCCUGGGUUCCUGGGAUCUAGGGGGCAUUCCGGGCAGGUGGGCCUUCCA
Messenger RNA from Candoia aspera, 1993 nucleotides. It is a transcript of the gene DAPK3, whose product is annotated as death associated protein kinase 3. NCBI's taxonomy places the organism in Eukaryota, Metazoa, Chordata, Lepidosauria, Squamata, Candoiidae. Gene Ontology annotation, molecular function: protein serine/threonine kinase activity; ATP binding. The coding region runs from base 81 to 1451 and encodes 456 amino acids. The record is from RefSeq and is a predicted model, not a curated record. Gene Ontology annotation, biological process: protein phosphorylation; intracellular signal transduction; positive regulation of apoptotic process. The transcript has 8 exons. Gene Ontology annotation, cellular component: cytoplasm; nucleus.